ACAUGUCGACAGUGCCUCAAUCUCUACCCCGGUUGGCAGUAAGAGCGGCAUCUACUUCCCUGGGAGAUAUAUUGGUGUAGGCUAGACUUUGAAUCUCAUGGCACAAGCUCAUGGCGGUCUCAUCUAAGAGCAGCACUACACCCACGGACUACGUACUACGUGAGCCAGGCCCAGCAGGCAGCACGCGGGUACCCCACCAAAAAAGACCAGUACCUGAGCGUCCUAUCCCGGUAGCCUGUCGCGUGGGUGUCCUGAUUCGACGGGUGCAGCACGUGUAAUAACGAGGAAGUAGCUUUUGAUAGCGUGGUCUGGGGGAUAAGAUUCCCAAUUUCCAGACGGACAAGAGCCGCUGAAUCAAGCCAGACGAAGCUCUAGGAGCCUGCGACGGAUCGUCCUGUGCAACGUGAUUUGCUUUUUGGCGGCGCGCGGCUUGUCGUUCCGAUGUACAGAAAGUGACG
Messenger RNA from Ilyonectria robusta, 458 nucleotides. RefSeq lists its product as uncharacterized. The record is from RefSeq and is a predicted model, not a curated record. Lineage: Eukaryota; Fungi; Ascomycota; Sordariomycetes; Hypocreales; Nectriaceae. The transcript has a single exon. Bases 111 to 278 code for a protein of 55 amino acids.